Pollicipes pollicipes is the source of this 696-nucleotide messenger RNA. Its product is annotated as homeobox protein Nkx-6.2. Lineage: Eukaryota; Metazoa; Arthropoda; Thecostraca; Pollicipedomorpha; Pollicipedidae. Gene Ontology annotation, biological process: regulation of transcription by RNA polymerase II; cell differentiation. The record is from RefSeq and is a predicted model, not a curated record. Bases 205 to 576 code for a protein of 123 amino acids. Gene Ontology annotation, molecular function: RNA polymerase II cis-regulatory region sequence-specific DNA binding; DNA-binding transcription factor activity, RNA polymerase II-specific. Gene Ontology annotation, cellular component: nucleus. The transcript is spliced from 3 exons.
CCCACCAGCAGCGGCGCCGGCUCGCCGGUGGCCUCGGUCAUCCCGCACGGCAUCGACAGCAUCCUGAACCGGCCGUCGCCCGGCCAGCUGGCGUUCGGCGCGCGGCUCGGCUCGUCCGGCGUCUACCUGAACUCGCCGCUGGCCAAGCCGCAGCUGGGCGAGUUCGGGCGGCCGUCCCCGCUCGCCUGGCCCGGCCUGCAGGGCAUGAUCCAGAACCCCGUCUUCUGGCGAGAGAGGUUCUCAGCGACCAACAGCGCCUACGACCGCGACGGCAAGAAGAAACACACGCGACCGACAUUCAGCGGCCAGCAGAUCUUCGCGCUGGAGAAGACGUUCGAGCAGACCAAGUACCUGGCCGGGCCAGAGAGGGCCAAGCUGGCUUACGCGCUCGGCAUGACAGAGAGUCAGGUCAAGGUCUGGUUCCAGAACCGGCGGACCAAGUGGCGGAAGCGUCACGCGGCAGAGAUGGCCACGGCCAAGCGGAAGCAGGAGGAGGCGGUGGAGGGCACCGAACCCGGCUCCGACUCGGACGACGAGCGAGCCGCCAAGAAGAUCAAGUACGAGACGGACGAGUAGGCUGACACGGCCGCCCAGCCACACCCAUUUAUCGCUAGUCAUUGUUAAAUGUGUACAUAACCAUGUUCACAUGUUACCGCAGUUGCACGCUUUGGACGCGCCGGCCGGCCAGGCGGUGGG